AUGGUGGUACACUCGGCUCUACCCCAGGAGCUCAUCGACGCCAUUAUCGAUAACAUCUUCGACAAGCCCACGCUCCGCGCGUGCACGCUUGUUUGUCGCUCCUGGCUCUUCGCCAGCCGACACAAUCUGUACACCAAACUCGUUCUCCGCGGCGAAGACCUCGACGACUUCCUUCACCAUCUCGACAAUGACGUUUUUCGCCCCAGCCUUCGCCGCUUAGACCUCUUCUUCUGUGAAAACGGGCCUACGCAGAGGCUUUUCCGGCACUUGCCCGACUUUCCGCGGCUCACGGAAUUACGCAUCGACUCGACCAUGUACUACUUCGAUUUCCCUCCACUUCCGAACCUCAAACGUCUGGAGCUGUCCCGAGUAAACUUUGGGAGCUUCUCGCACUUCACCGUGAUGCUUGCCUCUCUUCCAAAACUCAAGCAUCUAGCACUGGAGUCGAUAGAAUGGGCAGCAGCGCGGGGCUGGGCGGCGGUGGAGGACGCAGACGACGAUGUCCCGCGUCCCAGGCUCCAGCUGGACACGUUGAACCUCAACAUCACGGCACGCCCCAUCAGCGAAGUGUAUUUCUUCGACUGGCUGAACGACAAGACGACGGCGCCGCAGACCGCCCAUCUCAUACUCAAUCUCUCUGUCGCAAGAAUCUCAUUCGCCACAUCCCAACCGAUCCUGUUAAAUGGUUACUUCCACAAUUGCGGGGCGGGUAUCACCAGUCUAUCGCUUUGCUUCGAUGUCCUCUUCCAAACCCUAACCGGACAUGCAUUCGACCUCAGCCUUAUGCCCAAUCUUGAAACCCUCCACAUAACUUUCGACGGCGACCGCUUCGUGAGCUCCUGGAAAGCCUUCCUCCGUGUUAUCCUCCCCACCCUCCUCGAGCAACUCCCCACAAACUCCCCCCUCGCACACCUAUCCCUUGGCCUGCUCACUCACCACAGCCUCUUUGUCCAACUUCCGCCGCCAGACCUGCAGCGCUUCGCUGCAUGCCUGGACUCUGCACAACUUGGCCGGCUGCGGAUGCUCCAAUUCACGGUACUGUGCGGGGGGCAUCACGCAGACCAACACGGGCAGCCGGCCGCGAACCACUACGACCCGGCGGAGGGCUGGGACGCGGCAUUAAUGGAGCGCGAGGAGAUGUGUCCCGCAGAGAGGGUGUUCCGGCGGCAGAUUCUGCAGCACCUCCGGAUGACAGGCUCAGCGAAGGUGCGCUGCGUCAUGCGGCUACAGCCAGACACAUCACCCUAG
Molecule: messenger RNA, 1248 nt
Organism: Mycena indigotica
Lineage: Eukaryota; Fungi; Basidiomycota; Agaricomycetes; Agaricales; Mycenaceae
Exons: 2
Coding region: 1-1248 (415 amino acids)
Source: RefSeq, a predicted model, not a curated record